Molecule: messenger RNA, 1472 nt
Organism: Thalassophryne amazonica
Lineage: Eukaryota; Metazoa; Chordata; Actinopteri; Batrachoidiformes; Batrachoididae
Gene: irx4a
Product: iroquois homeobox 4a
Exons: 5
Coding region: 61-1464 (467 amino acids)
Biological process (GO): cell development; neuron differentiation; regulation of transcription by RNA polymerase II
Cellular component (GO): nucleus
Molecular function (GO): DNA-binding transcription factor activity, RNA polymerase II-specific; RNA polymerase II cis-regulatory region sequence-specific DNA binding
Source: RefSeq, a predicted model, not a curated record
CCGUGAGAGUGGAGACCUUCAGUCUCGCUUUAUUUCUGGAUAUUGGGGGACCUCUCUACCAUGUCAUAUCCACAAUUCGGAUACCCCUACUCGUCUGCUCCACAAUUCCUGAUGACAACCAACUCUCUGACCACUUGCUGCGAGUCCACUAGCAGAUCCAUAGCCGACUCCGGAGUAGCGGCGUCUGGGCAGACCCCGGUCUACUGCCCCGUGUACGAAAGCCGGCUGCUGGCUACGGCGAGACACGAACUCAGCUCAGCCGCCGCGCUGGGCGUGUACGGGAACCCCUACACCAGCAGUCAGGGCUAUGGGAAUUACGUUACGUAUGGCACAGACGCGUCGGCUUUCUACUCGCUGGGUACAUUUGACACGAAGGAUGCCACAGCUUCUGCCCAUGCAGGAAUAACCCAGGCUACAGCCUACUACCCUUAUGAUCCCACGCUGGGACAGUAUCAGUACGACAGAUACGGUUCCAUGGAUGGUGGGACAAGGCGGAAGAAUGCCACACGAGAGACAACCAGCACGCUGAAGGCCUGGCUGCAGGAACACAGGAAGAACCCGUACCCAACUAAAGGCGAGAAGAUCAUGCUGGCCAUCAUCACCAAGAUGACCCUGACACAAGUCUCAACCUGGUUUGCAAAUGCCAGGAGGAGGCUCAAGAAGGAAAACAAGAUGACAUGGCCACCCCGAAACAAAGGGUCAGAGGAGAAGAGAUAUGAUGAGGAUGAGGAUGGAUCUCAGGAGGAGCAGAUAAAAAGCGAGAACAACGAAGAUGAAACCAGAAGUCGCGCAGAUAAGGAGCUCCAGUUAAGCGAUUUGGACGAUUUCGACACCUUGGAGUCUGAGAGCUCCGAGUGCGAGCUGAAGCACAGAUAUCACAUGAACACGCACAUGUCCACGACCGCCGACUGUCCCGGCCGCGAUCACCUCAUCAAAGACGCGUCUCUGAAAAUUUCCAUCCCCGUUUCUCUGGGAGGAGAGCAGGACUUGAGCAAAAGUUGCCUCAAAUCGAAUCCGGAGGACUUCCAGUCGGACAGCAGACAGCAGGCUAAAGCGUGUUAUAAUCAGCAAAUGCUCGACGGGAAACCCCGGAUUUGGUCUUUGGCGCAAACUGCGACGUCUCUGAACCAGACUGAGUACCCGUCCUGUAUGCUGAGGUGCCAGCAGCCGCCGCCGCCCUCCUCCCUCACCCCGUCACCCGCCGCUACCUCACCCGUUACCGGGCUGGACACCAGGCAGGACUCACCGGUCACCACCCUGAGAAACUGGGUGGACGGAGUUUUCCACGACCCUUUGUUCAGGCACAGCACUUUGAGCCAGGCUCUGACCAACACCACCGUCUCUUGGACCACGAACACCAAAGGCGCCCUGCUGGAGAGCGAGAGGAGCGCGGCGGCCCUGCAGCAGCAUCAAGACAAAGACACGAGUUUCCCAAAAACUAUCAAUAAACUUUUCUGUUCCUAACAAAACCA